AUGUGGGGACCAGGACCAGAGAAGUGUUCUGAGAUUGUCGCGGGUGAGUUACAGAGCGAAGAACCCGAUAGGCGGUUUGGUGGACCGAGUCGUUUUGAUGUUUGGAAGUCUUGGCCAGUAGGCUUUCUACCAGCGGCAGGUUUGUAUGAGAGUCUAUUGUAG
Molecule: messenger RNA, 162 nt
Organism: Debaryomyces hansenii CBS767
Lineage: Eukaryota; Fungi; Ascomycota; Pichiomycetes; Serinales; Debaryomycetaceae
Product: DEHA2E13904p
Exons: 1
Coding region: 1-162 (53 amino acids)
Source: RefSeq, a predicted model, not a curated record